Molecule: messenger RNA, 1620 nt
Organism: Homalodisca vitripennis (glassy-winged sharpshooter)
Lineage: Eukaryota; Metazoa; Arthropoda; Insecta; Hemiptera; Cicadellidae
Product: GTPase HRas
Exons: 7
Coding region: 133-708 (191 amino acids)
Biological process (GO): epidermal growth factor receptor signaling pathway; Ras protein signal transduction
Cellular component (GO): plasma membrane
Molecular function (GO): GTP binding; GDP binding; GTPase activity
Source: RefSeq, a predicted model, not a curated record
AACAUUUGGGCGUGACAAGUAGUUUACAAGUGAAGCGUCUUGCACUGAAAUUUUUAUUGUACAAUAUUAGAUGAAGCAAAUUUAGUAUUUUGUUGUCACGAUAAAUCAAACUGUUAUUGAUUGCUUUAAAAUAUGACGGAAUAUAAACUUGUUGUUGUGGGUGCGGGUGGUGUUGGUAAGAGUGCCUUAACGAUCCAGUUAAUUCAAAAUCACUUUGUAGACGAGUAUGAUCCUACUAUAGAGGAUUCAUACCGGAAACAAGUUGUGAUUGAUGGAGAAACCUGUCUCCUGGACAUCCUCGACACAGCUGGUCAAGAAGAAUACAGUGCCAUGAGAGACCAGUACAUGAGGACCGGAGAAGGCUUUCUGUUAGUGUUCGCAAUAAAUAAUGCUAAGUCAUUUGAGGACAUCAGCAACUACAGGGAACAAAUCAAACGAGUUAAAGACGCUGAGGAGGUGCCUAUGGUUUUAGUGGGUAACAAGUGUGACCUACCGACACGAGCAGUGGAGGUACAAACAGCGACAGAUAUGGCUCGAUCAUACGGAGUUCCAUUUGUCGAGACAUCAGCCAAGACGAGACAAGGAGUGGAUGACGCAUUCUAUACACUAGUACGAGAAAUUAGGAAAGAUAAGGAACAUAGAGGGAAGGACAAGCGCAAGAAGUCCCGGUUAGGUGCUAGAAGAAGAAAACAUUGUCAUCUGUUGUAGGAAGUGAAAAGUGAUGUAGACUGUACAUUCCUCCAGGAUAGGAUGUUGUGCGAGCACUCGCGCGUCGGGUGGGCAAGGACAAUCACUGCCAGGCACUGGGACAGGUGUAAACACUGAGGUGCUACCGUUGUAAUUGGCGUUAGGUUUAUUCCGUUAUGCUUUUUAAUAUUAUUCUACAAGUAUUCAUGCUUGAUGUAAUCCAGUAUCUUUUAUAUUGUUUAGCAUUACUGCUUUUAUUGUAACCGUUAGAAUGCUUCAAAUGAAUAUUUAAGUCAGUGAUUUCUAUAUCAACAGAUAAGCCAGUCGGCUCCAUUUUGUUGUUAAUAUAAAUAACGAAUAACUUCAAGAGCUAUAACCGGGAAAAAUAAGAAAAUGGAAAAAUCCUGUAAAUUAAAAGGAAAUAAGUCUUGAACCAUAAAAAAAAUGUAUUAAAAUACAACAUUCAAAUUGUUAAGAGAGAGACUCAAGAAUGUUUGAACAGGAAAUGAUGAAUUUUAGUAGAAGACGUUUUUGACUAUGGAGUGUAGUUGAGCUAAUUUGUAUUAAUAUACAGUAGUUUAAUAAUUGAAUUUUCAUGUAACAUUUUGUUAACCAUCCAAUAAGUGUCAUCUUACUUGUUUUCUAUAAACAAAUACAAUUCAAUUGACUUGGUACAAUUGGACAUUGAACAUCAAUUUGGCCUCUGAAAAUUUGACAAAUCCAUUAUAAUUAGCACAUUGCAUAACUCGCAACAACAUUCACUUUUGACUAACCCAUUGUGUUUUGUUUCAUUUCUUUUUUUUAAACUAAUAAAUAAUCUUGAAUAAUAAUAGAAGCUAACUUAAAUUUGUCCAUUAAUGCAAUUGUGCCAUUCACGUAAAAGAUUUGACAUGUUUCAUGGCCUUACUCAUUAAAACGUAUUUCUGAGCUUCA